Messenger RNA from Setaria italica (foxtail millet), 1471 nucleotides. RefSeq names its product basic 7S globulin. The transcript has a single exon. The record is from RefSeq and is a predicted model, not a curated record. Gene Ontology annotation, molecular function: aspartic-type endopeptidase activity. Lineage: Eukaryota; Viridiplantae; Streptophyta; Magnoliopsida; Poales; Poaceae. Gene Ontology annotation, biological process: proteolysis. Bases 65 to 1303 code for a protein of 412 amino acids.
GCAGCAGACGCAUCCACCGCCAAUCACACAGGCCAGCUCAACAGGUUAAGCUCCUGCAUCGACCAUGAAGAUGCCACGGCCAUCGCCGGCGCCGCUCCUGCUCUCGGCCAUCUCGCUGCUCGUGCUGGCCUGGCCGGCUUCGUGCGCGCACCCCGUGCUCAUCCCGGUGGCCAAGGACCCGGCCACCUCCCUCUACACCAUCCUCGUCAGGGACGGCGCCAACCACCUCGUCGACCUCGCCGGCCCUCUCCUCUGGUCCACGUGCGCCGCUGACCACUCGCCGGCGGCCUUCUCGUGCAAUGCCACAGAGUGCAGGCACGCCACAGCCUACCGCGCCCCGAGCUGCCGCAUCGCAGGGCAGCCCUGCAAGAAGAAGUGCAAGGCGUACCCGUACAACCCCAUCACCGGGCAGUGCGCCGCCGCGGACCUGAUCCACACCAGGCUCAUCGCCAGCACCACCGACGGCAAAAACCCGCUGCAGCAGGUCUCGGUCCGGGCCGUGGCGGCGUGCGCUACCGGGAACAUCCUGGCGUCGCUGCCGGCGGACGUCACGGGCGUCGCGGGGCUCUCGGCGUCCGGCUUGGCGCUGCCGGCGCUGAUCGCGGCGAACCAUCGCGUCGCCAGGAAGUUCUUGCUCUGCCUCCCGCGGCGCGGCGAGGGCGUGGCGAUCUUCGGUGGCGGCCCGCUGUUCCUCCUCCCGCAGUCGGACGUGGGCGACCUCACGACGACGCUGGCGUUCACCGCGCUCCGCAGCAGGAAAGACAACCCCCUGUACUACAUCCCGGUAAAUUCAAUCGCCGUGAACAAGGCGCCGGUGCCGCUCCCCGCGCACGCGCUCGCCGGCGGCGGCGUCGUGCUCUGCAGCCGGGUUGCGUUCACGGCGCUCCGGCCGGACGUGUACCGCCCGUUCGUGGACGCGUUCGACCGGGCCCUGGCACGGAACGACGCCAAGGUCCCGGCGGUGGCGCCCUUCGAGCUCUGCUACCGAUCGAGCAUGCUGGGGAACACGCGGAACGGCUACGCUGUGCCAGACAUCGCCCUGGUGCUCGAGGGUGGGAAGAGCUGGACGUUCGUGGGCAGCAACUCCAUGGUGGAUGUGAACGGGCAGACGGCCUGCUUCGCCUUUGUCGAGAUGAAGGGGGUGAAAUCCGGGGACCCCAGCGCCGCGGCGGCGGUGAUCGGAGGGUUCCAGAUGGAGAACCACCUGCUGCAGUUCGACCUGGAGAGCAAGCAGCUUGGGUUCGCCAAGGUGCCGUUCUUCUCUGCGUGCAGUAACUUCAACUUCACCAAGAGUCAGCAUUAAACGUGGAUUGUGGUAAGCUAGUGUCGGCACAGAUUCUGGUCAACUGGAUAGUCCAGUGGAUUCUUCUCCUUCUCGAACCUCGAUCAUGGCAUGUUAGUGACCUGCCAAGUCUGUAACCUGUUUAAGUGCUUGCUUGGUUUAAUAAUCAUGUGCAUCUAUGACAAAUUU